UGGAACACAACACGAAAAAUGCACCGAAACCGAAAGAAACGUUUAAACACUUGGUUCACAGCGUCCGGCGUUUGACAGCGACAGUGCGAUCGGACGAACUGUCAACGCGGACACGAGGACUCAAAAACGAAAAGCACAGGAUGCCGAAAAGAAAGGAUGCGGCAACGGAUGAAGAGGACGAUGAGUAUCGUAAAAAGCGCGAUAGGAAUAAUCAGGCCGUAAAACGGAGCCGAGUGAAGUCGAAAAUGAAAACGGAAGAAACACAGCAGCGGGUGAACGAGUUGCGGGUGAAGAACCAAGUGCUGGAGGACAAAAUAGACACCCAGAGGAAGGAGCUUAAGUUUUUGAAGGAGCUCUUCCUCACUCAGGCGCAGGCAAAGGCCGACAAAUUGACUGGCGUUAAUUUGAACGAAUUGUUGCAAUGUUCGGACGAGGAGGAAGGAAGCGAAAGGGAGACCAGUACCAGCAAGCGUUCCAAGGAUUCGUCCAAAGGCGAAAGCAGUGGCUCGAGGAAGAGAUCCAAACGGUGAACACGGAGAGAGAACCGGAUACAUCCGCCAGCGAUAGGUUAAACCUCUAGAAUCUGUUUCAUAUAGCGCGCAGUAGAAGCUCACAAUUGUUUCUGAAAACAUGCUUUGCGCCAUUCUGGGUCAAUGGACAGUUUUCCGAUAACAUAUGUUUUACAAUAUGAUAAAACACAUAUGUUUUACCCUUUAUGUUAUGUGUGGUAUGCCACAAAAAGUACUUUUAUCCAAUAAUGACAAAAAAAAGUUAAACAAAGGUAGUCUUUGAGGAUCAUUAUGCCAUUAUCGCGCGAGGUUUAAAGUCAGAAUCAAAUUCAA
Messenger RNA from Anopheles cruzii, 842 nucleotides. Its product is annotated as CCAAT/enhancer-binding protein gamma-like. Gene Ontology annotation, biological process: DNA-templated transcription; regulation of transcription by RNA polymerase II. Gene Ontology annotation, molecular function: DNA-binding transcription factor activity, RNA polymerase II-specific; RNA polymerase II cis-regulatory region sequence-specific DNA binding. The transcript has 3 exons. Lineage: Eukaryota; Metazoa; Arthropoda; Insecta; Diptera; Culicidae. The coding region runs from base 141 to 530 and encodes 129 amino acids. The record is from RefSeq and is a predicted model, not a curated record.